UUCAUAGUUCCCAUUCGCCGGUGCUUCUGCUUGCGAAUCAGCUCAGCUGGAUUUGUGAUGGUAUCAUUGAUCACUUCUUUUCAAUGGCAGCGUUGAGAUUGAUAAGUAUAGCCGGCUUCUCUGAAUAUUCUGGUUUAUAAUAGUCUCGCUCUCGAUAAUGUGCUUUGAACAGUAUUGAUCUCUGUGUUAUAUUGUCCAUAUGGUGAAUCGCACAUGCUUCAAGUCAUGUGAUGAUGUCUCUGUUGUAGCUCCUCUUGAAACUUGAACCUUUUCCUUUGGUUUGUUUUUUCCCAAAGUCGCUUUCUCCUAGUUCUGUAUUACUCUGCUGGUUUUAUCCAAUCAAUCAGGUCGGUUUGGAUUCUACAGGGACACUGUGAAAGCUUCCCAGCAAAUCUGAUGGCAUCUGGGACUCAAAUAGUGUUUCUUUAUUGAUGUUCUGCCCACAGAUCUUAAACGUUAAGCAUCCAAAGAUGCAUUAAUUAACGAUAACAUGGGGAUGAGGUCCAUGUGCCUCUGCAACACCUCUUGGGCUAAUCACAUUCUGUUGCUUCCCUUAAGUUACUGCCUGCAACAUUGAAAGAAACCCAAUCUGCAGUCAUUAUAAUAAUAGUAAAUUAUCAGAUAUUGUGGUAAAAGAGCAUUAGAGCAAGGUGGUUUUGAUGGCUAUAAAUAGUAUGGUCCGUGCAAUGUUUGUUUUGUGUGAUAAAAGUGAGGAUGGGUCGUCUUUCGUUUACUCUUUGCCUCACCUUUCUGGUUAUGGCCACUGUAACAUUUGGUGUACCUCCUAAAAAGUCCAUUAAUGUUCCUUUCGGAAGGAACUAUUUCCCCACUUGGGCUUUUGAUCACAUUAAGUACCUAAACGGUGGUUCUGAAGUGCAUCUUGUCCUCGAUAAGUACACUGGCACUGGCUUUCAGUCCAAAGGUUCCUACUUGUUUGGCCACUUCAGUAUGCACAUAAAGAUGGUUGCUGGGGACUCUGCUGGAACUGUGACCGCCUUCUAUUUGUCAUCCCAGAACUCAGAACAUGAUGAGAUAGACUUUGAGUUUCUAGGAAACAGAACCGGCCAGCCUUACAUUCUGCAGACAAACGUGUUCACAGGAGGCAUAGGCAACCGAGAGCAACGGAUCAACCUCUGGUUUGACCCUUCCAAGGACUACCAUUCCUAUUCAGUUCUUUGGAACAUGUAUCAGAUUGUGUUCUUUGUGGAUGAUGUGCCGAUACGAGUGUUCAAGAAUAGCAAAGACAUUGGGGUGAAGUUUCCAUUCAACCAGCCGAUGAAGAUAUACUCGAGUCUUUGGAACGCAGAUGACUGGGCCACAAGGGGAGGGUUAGAGAAGACCAACUGGGCAAAUGCUCCUUUUGUUGCUUCCUACAGAGGCUUCCACGUUGAUGGGUGUGAGGCUUCAGUGAAUGCUAAGUUCUGCGAGACUCAGGGAAAACGUUGGUGGGAUCAGAAAGAGUUCCAGGACUUGGACGCUAAUCAGUACAAGCGUCUCAAAUGGGUUCGUACGAGAUACACCAUCUACAACUAUUGUACUGACCGCGUCCGAUUCCCCGUGCCUCCUCCUGAGUGCCGCAGAGACCGCGACAUUUAGUGUUUUUUCAGACUUUAACUAGAUUAUUUUUCCAGUGUAUGGCAAAAUUAUCAACUUUCUUAUGUUUAUUCUUCUUGCAAGUAUAAACAUGAUCUAGAACAGCUUAAAAUGUUA
Capsella rubella is the source of this 1710-nucleotide messenger RNA. Its product is annotated as probable xyloglucan endotransglucosylase/hydrolase protein 5. Gene Ontology annotation, molecular function: hydrolase activity, hydrolyzing O-glycosyl compounds; xyloglucan:xyloglucosyl transferase activity. Gene Ontology annotation, biological process: xyloglucan metabolic process; cell wall biogenesis. NCBI's taxonomy places the organism in Eukaryota, Viridiplantae, Streptophyta, Magnoliopsida, Brassicales, Brassicaceae. The record is from RefSeq and is a predicted model, not a curated record. Gene Ontology annotation, cellular component: cell wall; apoplast. The transcript is spliced from 4 exons. The coding region runs from base 715 to 1596 and encodes 293 amino acids.